UCCAUCAGGCCCCCUUCGGCAUUGCCGUCCUUGAACGUGCCUGCGAAGGGACGUCUUCGCAGAGGUUCCGCGGAGCUUCUCUUUGCUUUUCCUCGUAUCCUUUCCUUCUCCCUAUGGUCCUGAGAAAGGCGGAGGCGGAGGCCCUGGCUAGGUGCAGUUUUAUUCUGAGAUGUUUCAGCAGGAAAAGAAUGUGCUUCUUCAGACCAGUAUGCACUCAUUUUGGAUCAUUUUUUGUGUGUGCAUACCAAAAUGCUUGUAUGCACAGAACAUGUGUCCUGAGGUCAGGCAACAGCUUUUGAAGGAUGGCUUUCACAGAAAUCUGCUGAUUCGGGUAAAUAUCAGUACAGCUGACGAAAGCCUCAGAAGCUGCAUGGUGGCAACUAGGGUACACUUACCAAAAGGACUAUAUGUGGAUCCCUAUGAAUUGACAUCUUUACAAAAGCACAAUCUCACUGAGGCAUUGAUGAUGGCAGAUAACAUAGAUUUGGAAGCUCCUGAGUACUUAGCUGCUGACGUUUCUGUCCUCGUUUAUAUGAGACCUGACCCUGAAUGCUUUUCCUGUUUUAGAGCAUUAUUACCUCUGCACUGCCGGUAUCAUCGGCCAGCAGAAAAUGAUGGGAAAAUCUCUACUGUACUGAAGAGUCCAGAUCUAUUGAUGCAUUGCCAAAAAUUCUUCCUUUCACUGGAAUGUUUGAAAGAAACUGAAAUAGAAGCUCCAUGUUCUCAGAAGAAUAUACACACAUGCCACUGGGAUAGCAUGAAGUUCAAAGAUGUAACCAAAGAACUGAAACUGCAGAUACCAGUUGGGCUCAAACACCAUCUUAUGUUGGUAUGCACAGGGACUCUUGCUACCACAAUAUUGUGUUCCAGUCUUAUCCUUUCAGCUUUAUUCAAGCAUGGAUGCUUCUCCUUUGUUCAGAGCUCACAGUAAAACCAAACAAGGUUAUUGAAUCAUCAUGGAAAAACUGUCUAAAUACACCAGACAAACCAGAGACAGGAACAGAAGAAAAGGUUUAGAAUUGGCCCAGCAUCAGACUGGGAGCAGGCCAAGUGCCUCUUACUUGACUGUGUGGUAUCAUAUGCUUGGCUGCAUUGCUUUUGAUCUGUUCUAGUCUCCUCCCCACAACUUUGUACAUGUUUCCUGAAUAGGCUGAUCUAGUACCAGAUAAAUAUGUGCCUUCAAAAUUGCCAUGUAAUCAAAUUUUGAAAUAGUGAAACCUGCCUAACUUAACAAUUCUGAUAUCACCAAUAAAGGGGGGGUGUGGAUAAUUUUUUGAACCCUAAAAAACCCAAACACAGAUUCUUUUUUCAUGUGUAGUGAAUCAUAGAUAUCAGACAAAUAGAAACAAUUAUAAGUGGCAAUAAUACUUUGGAAGGAAGUUUAUAAACUGUUCAUUUUUAAACCAUGAACUGGAUAAAUAUGUCUCAGAAGAUAACAGAACAGGUGGAAUUAUUCCAAGUUCUGAGAAAACACUGGAUGUAAAUCAUUAGCGUUGAAAAUACAAGGAAAUACAGGGAGGAAAUUGCUUCAUUAAUGGAAAAACUGAGCAGCUCCAAAGAUUCUUAACUUUUCUAUUGUCAACAAACUUCACACAUCAAGUAUCUACUAGUAUGCAAAACAGGUUCAGAGGGAAAGAUGUGCCACUUUCCAUAUUUGUGGACAGCAUAAAAUACCAAUUCAUAAAUUAAAUAAAAGAAAAUACCGGUACCUCUUU
This is a messenger RNA of Podarcis raffonei (Aeolian wall lizard), 1715 nucleotides long. It is a transcript of the gene PIGX, whose product is annotated as phosphatidylinositol glycan anchor biosynthesis class X. The record is from RefSeq and is a predicted model, not a curated record. Gene Ontology annotation, cellular component: endoplasmic reticulum membrane. NCBI's taxonomy places the organism in Eukaryota, Metazoa, Chordata, Lepidosauria, Squamata, Lacertidae. Bases 170 to 931 code for a protein of 253 amino acids. Gene Ontology annotation, biological process: GPI anchor biosynthetic process. The transcript has 7 exons.